Bactrocera dorsalis (oriental fruit fly) is the source of this 757-nucleotide messenger RNA. RefSeq lists its product as uncharacterized. The coding region runs from base 1 to 393 and encodes 130 amino acids. The record is from RefSeq and is a predicted model, not a curated record. Lineage: Eukaryota; Metazoa; Arthropoda; Insecta; Diptera; Tephritidae. The transcript has 3 exons.
AUGUCGCAGAACAAUCUCAAUUACAUCGUCGACCCCAUUAAUGAUGACAUCGCAUCCUCACAAACUAUUUAUGUGAUGCAACCAAGUCCAAGCACAACAACAACUUCUUUGGAUAGUGCAACGUCGUCGGCAAUUCAAACAGUAAUCAUCGACGCAUGUCAAAAGGCUGUUGAAAAGGUGGAGGAAAAAAAUAAGCUAAUAUUGUUGCGCCUAACAGAAAACGUUGAGGGGAUGCGCAAAGAAAUCAUUGAUCUUAAAAAAGCGGUAUCACAUAAUAACGCUACUAUUAUACCAAGCAAGCCGUAUGCUAAUAUUGAAGACUUCAUCAAUUUUGAGAAAACUAUUCUGGAAGAUAUAGAUAAAUUUUCCUUGCUGAAGGCAGAUCUAAAAUGAUGGUCAACAUCCAAUUCGAGAAAAUUUGUUACGAAAGCGUGGCAGAAGUUUAUGACUGACAAAGUUGCUGAGAGCUUUUCCUGGCGAGGAGCUGCAGAUAAGAAGUGCAUUAGGGCCUUCACUGUCGCCACUGCUAUUCACCGUAAGUCAAAUACGUUUAAAAGGUUUCUAGUUACAUUUCUAUAUUCAUAUUUAAAUUCUAUUGCAGAAACUUUCGCUGAAAAUGCAGGCAAGGAAGAGGACUUUGUGUUUGCCUCUAAGUCAUAUUUCCAGUACGCAAAAAAUCGUAUUAAAAUUAAAACAACAAAAAAAGUAAACUAAAAUACUACGUAGUAAUGAUUUUUUAAAUGAAAAAAACAAUGAA